Molecule: messenger RNA, 1006 nt
Organism: Cryptomeria japonica (Japanese cedar)
Lineage: Eukaryota; Viridiplantae; Streptophyta; Pinopsida; Cupressales; Cupressaceae
Product: cytochrome c6, chloroplastic
Exons: 7
Coding region: 248-805 (185 amino acids)
Molecular function (GO): heme binding; iron ion binding; electron transfer activity
Source: RefSeq, a predicted model, not a curated record
UCCAAACACUAAUCGUCAGAUAAUGGACAAGAGCCGAAGUGAGCCCAAACAGAGGAGAAAUGUGUAAGUAUGCACAUUUCAUCUCUUCAAGAUAUAUAUGAGCGAAAAUCUGAAACACACACUUCUGCAUUCAAAUUAGAAGGCCCUGUUAGCAGUUCUCAAAGAAUCUAUCCAUCAAUUUGUUUUUGAUUGUUGCCCUGAAGAAAGACCGAAGUCGUCAUCUCAUUGGAAAAACACAUUGAAUACAAUGGUGUGUAUUACUUGCCCUGUUCUAAAACAUCCUUGUCUGCUGUCCAAGAACCCAACAUCCCGGUUUUCCACACGUAUUUCCAGACCUUACUCUGUGCUUUGUUGUCAAGGGAAUGGAGCUUGUUUGAACAAAGGAGAAGGGUUUCAAAAGGAGCAAAGGAACCACAAACUUAGUUCUUUGUUGGUGGCCGGCAUUAUCAGUAUAGCAUCCAUCAGUGCAACACAAGAAUCAUUGGCCCAGACAUUAGGCAGUCAAAAGGGAGGAGCCAUAUUUCAAAAAGCAUGCAUUGGCUGUCACUACGAAGGUGGCAAUAUUUUGCAGUCUGGUGCAACUUUAACAAUAAGAGACCUGGAAAGAAAUGGCGUUGCAACAGUAGAAGACAUAUUCAACUUAACAUAUUAUGGGAAAGCUCGAAUGCCUGGAUUUGGCGAGAAGUGUACACCAAGAGGACAGUGUACAUUUGGUCCACGGCUUAGUGAUGAAGAUAUUCGGUUGCUGGCUGAAUAUGUAAAGGCACAAGCAGAUCAAGGUUGGCCAAAAUUGGACCACACAUAAUCAUGUUAUUGAACAUUCUUUACAAUGCUUUGCAAGAUACAUCUUGGGCCUUCAGGAAUGGAUUCAAUGUUUUGCCGUGUUUGGAGAAUUGAUUUUACUUAAUGUUCUUUUGCGACAGUAUAGCCCCUCGAAUUUUCUGUCCCUUCAUUUGGCAUUUUUAUUUCAUUAUAUAUAUAUUUAUUGGAUGAGGUCCGAGGAACA